AUGCUCAGCCCGCGCGCGGUGUUCCAAGGAGUUGAAGCGGGUCUCGCCGAGCAGUGGAAGUGUAAGGCGGUGCGUCCCGAGACGAACUGGCUCAGCUCGGCCCCCACGCGAUGCCCAACGUCAGAGCUGCUCGCCUUCAGCGACGACCAGGGCGCCGACGCGCACAAGGAGAGCUGGGGCGCCACCGCGCUGCCGAGGGACGGCGAUGAACCAGCGUUCCUCGAGACGGCGCUGCUCGAGGCGGUGUCCUCCGGGGACGGGCAGCCCAAGAUGGGGUCUGCGGUGCCAGCGCCGGCGGUGGCCCCGCUCAGGCGACUCCGGUCCGAGGCCUUCUGGGAGCAGAAGGCGGCUGCCUCCCGGCGGCCGCCGUGCUCGCCCUGGGAGGUGGGCGUGAGGCAGCGGCGCCCGUGCCUCGCCGAGCGCGACGGCCUCGGAUCCGCGGCGGUCGCGGCGCCAGCAGCACAGGGCGCCGAGGGCGAAGGCGCCGCUGGCAGCCCCAGGGCCAGGAGCUGGGCGGGCGCCGUCUCCAGGGAGCUGCGCCGCGGGGCCCGCGGGCCAGUGGCGCCGCCUGCCCCGCCGCCAGGGUCGCCCUCAGCAGCGCUCGGGGCUGCUCUGAGGUCGCGUGGCCGGUCGUACCACCCGGUCGGGAGCCGCCGGGAGCCGCGACAGGGGUGA
Molecule: messenger RNA, 675 nt
Organism: Prorocentrum cordatum
Lineage: Eukaryota; Dinophyceae; Prorocentrales; Prorocentraceae
Source: the annotation of a GenBank genome assembly